Messenger RNA from Zea mays, 615 nucleotides. RefSeq names its product L-type lectin-domain containing receptor kinase SIT2-like. Gene Ontology annotation, molecular function: carbohydrate binding. The coding region runs from base 1 to 615 and encodes 204 amino acids. Lineage: Eukaryota; Viridiplantae; Streptophyta; Magnoliopsida; Poales; Poaceae. The transcript has a single exon. The record is from RefSeq and is a predicted model, not a curated record.
AUGUUCGUGACGACUUACUCAGCAGAUUCCAUCCAUCAGAUUCAUGAGCUCGAGAAGGCUGGGGAUGCCGCGGUGGAGGAUGACGCCGCCUUCGGCUCCUUGGUGGCUAUGGCCAGCAAGCCUCCUCCUACGCCGAUUGCUGCCCAGGUGGCACAACAGAUCCGUUCCGCUAGAAAAAUGUCCCACAAGGCCGGCCUCCCCUUCUCUGAUACUACCGACCACCUCUUCGUCAUGGAGCUCGACACCAACCAGAAUACUGAGUUCCGUGUCAUCAUCGGCAACCACGUUCUCGUCUCCGUUCCUUCGGCCAUCGCCAGCUACUACGACGACGGCGACCGUGCCUUCCACAACUUGACGCUCGCAAGCAGUGAGGCGAGGCAGGUGCGGAUGGACUACGACGACGAGGAAAGGCGUGUUGACGUGACCAUGGCUUCCCUGAGAAUGGCUAAGCCCAGCAGUCCACUGCUCUCCACGGUGUUCACCGAUGUGGCCCGCGUCGGCUCUGUGGUGAAUGUGGCAAGCAAGCUGUCUUGUACCUCGUUUGAUGCUCAAGUGGUGCUCGAUGAAAUGCCCACGAGCGACUGGAGGUUACUUGGCCGCUUCCUCGACGUCUAG